UAUCUCUUGAUGCGUGCGUAUCAACCAAGACAUCACUUCUCUCUCAACGGCAUAGAUUGUAGACAGAAAAACAUUCUACCCRCACAAUCAUAAACAUAAUUCGAAGUAAACAAUCACCAUGAAAUUCAUUGCUACCAUCGCCGCAUCCCUCCUUGUCGCCACCCAAGGCUUCAUCGCUGCCCCUACUGCUUCGAUGACAACUUCUUUGCGAAUGAGCGACGACGACCAAACCGCAACCGGAGUCACCGGAAAAGUUAAGUUCUUCAGCGACAAGGGAUUUGGUUUCAUYGCCCCUGACAAUGGCGGCGACGAUGUUUUCGUUCACUUCUCUGCUAUCAACAAGGAUGGAUUCAAGAGUCUAAAUGACGAGGAAACCGUCACAUUCGACAUCGAAUACGAUGACGAGAGGGGAAAAUACCGAGCGKCCAACGUAAACGGAAAUGGAGACGGCAUCCAAAAGGAAAGGUGGUAAACAACUGAGUCUGUCUCACAACGGACAAGACUGGAGCCAUGUUCUUCUCACGUGGAUCCGUGAUUCUGRGUGAAUUCCAUGAUUAGAUUAUUACCAUCAAUCCUGUAAAAGGGUCCAUCGGGAACAUUCAAUUGUUUUGCCAUUCAGAACGUUAGCGAGGAAUACAGAGCCAGCUGAAACGUUGCGUAAAUGAAAUUCAUCAUCAAGAAUCCUGGAAAAUGGCACCUAUAAUACAAGGAUUCAAAGUUCCUCCAGUUAAUUCACUUUGUAUUUCCAAUUAACAUUUCUGUUUACA
This is a messenger RNA of Pseudo-nitzschia multistriata, 767 nucleotides long. NCBI's taxonomy places the organism in Eukaryota, Bacillariophyta, Bacillariophyceae, Bacillariales, Bacillariaceae. The record is from the annotation of a GenBank genome assembly.